UGUGCUCUCACUGACUGAGUUUAAAUACCGCAUGCUACCAUUUAUCAAACAGACGUCGACAUUUCACGGGUGUUGGAGAGAAAGCACACACACACUAAAUCAAAAUGAGGGAGAUCGUACAUAUGCAAGCUGGCCAGUGCGGCAACCAAAUAGGAGCUAAAUUCUGGGAAGUUAUUUCCGAUGAACACGGAGUUGACCCCACCGGUACAUACCACGGAGAUUCCGACCUUCAGUUGGAGAGAAUCAACGUAUACUACAAUGAAGCCACAGGAGGCAAAUAUGUUCCCCGAGCUGUCUUGGUGGAUUUGGAGCCCGGAACAAUGGACUCUGUCAGAUCUGGUCCUUUUGGACAAAUCUUCAGACCAGACAACUUUGUGUUCGGACAGAGUGGUGCUGGAAACAACUGGGCUAAGGGACAUUACACAGAAGGUGCUGAGCUUGUAGACUCUGUUCUCGAUGUUGUGCGAAAGGAAGCAGAAAGUUGUGAUUGUCUUCAAGGAUUCCAGCUUACACAUUCUCUUGGCGGUGGUACCGGCUCCGGCAUGGGAACACUCCUCAUCUCCAAAAUUCGUGAAGAAUACCCCGACAGAAUCAUGAACACAUUCUCCGUAGUACCAUCACCAAAAGUAUCAGACACAGUGGUCGAACCAUACAACGCAACACUUUCCGUCCAUCAACUCGUUGAAAAUACAGAUGAGACCUACUGUAUCGACAACGAGGCUCUCUACGACAUCUGCUUCCGUACCCUCAAACUGACCACACCCACAUACGGUGACUUGAACCAUCUCGUCUCCGCCACCAUGUCCGGAGUCACCACCUGUCUCAGAUUCCCCGGUCAACUGAACGCCGAUCUCCGUAAAUUGGCUGUCAACAUGGUUCCCUUCCCCCGUCUCCAUUUCUUCAUGCCUGGUUUCGCUCCUCUUACAUCUCGUGGCAGCCAGCAGUACAGGGCUCUUACCGUCCCAGAACUGACCCAACAGAUGUUCGACGCAAAGAACAUGAUGGCUGCCUGUGAUCCUCGUCACGGACGUUAUCUGACCGUCGCCGCCAUGUUCCGUGGACGUAUGUCCAUGAAGGAGGUCGAUGAACAGAUGUUGAACGUCCAGAACAAGAACAGCAGCUACUUCGUUGAAUGGAUCCCCAACAACGUCAAGACAGCCGUCUGUGAUAUCCCACCACGUGGUCUUAAGAUGUCUGGUACCUUCAUUGGUAACAGCACCGCCAUCCAGGAGCUGUUCAAACGUAUCUCUGAACAAUUCACCGCUAUGUUCCGUCGUAAGGCUUUCUUGCAUUGGUACACUGGUGAGGGUAUGGACGAGAUGGAGUUCACAGAGGCCGAAUCCAACAUGAACGACUUGGUGUCCGAGUACCAACAGUACCAGGAUGCUACAGCCGAGGAGGAGGGAGAGUUUGACGAGGAGGAAGGAGAGGAAGAGGCUUAAAUAACAUCAGCUUCACGAAAAAAAGACUAAAACAAAUGUUCAGUUAACACCAAAUGAACAAAAAGUCAAAUCCCCAUCAAGUUGACAAUUGAGAAUGAUAUUAAAAAAAUGUCCAGUUAACACCAAAUGAACAAAAAGUCAAAUUCCCAUUAAGUUGACGAUUGAGAAUGACAUACUAACUAGUGUUUGGUUUGCACUGUUACAGUAUUAUAUUUGUUUUGUUAUGUUAUCUGUGAAAUGCAACUCGACCAUGCAUUAAAAUUCGAACCAAUACUCA
Messenger RNA from Pecten maximus, 1719 nucleotides. RefSeq names its product tubulin beta chain-like. Gene Ontology annotation, biological process: microtubule cytoskeleton organization; mitotic cell cycle. The record is from RefSeq and is a predicted model, not a curated record. Gene Ontology annotation, cellular component: microtubule; cytoplasm. The transcript has 4 exons. Bases 105 to 1442 code for a protein of 445 amino acids. NCBI's taxonomy places the organism in Eukaryota, Metazoa, Mollusca, Bivalvia, Pectinida, Pectinidae. Gene Ontology annotation, molecular function: structural constituent of cytoskeleton; GTPase activity; GTP binding.